AUGAAGGUCUCAGUUGUUCUACUGACUGCCAUCACCUUUCUAGCAUGUAUGCAUUCGUGUUGUGGAGUUACGGGUGGUCAACAGAAAGUAAGCGGCUUGGAAGAGGGCACUAAAGGGAAUACGGAGCCUGAUAACCUUCCUGGUCAAGAAACGAAUGUGAGCGUGCGCAAAGCAGUACUCAGAAAAUCGUUAAAUGUAACAAGCAGCAGAAACUUCCAAAGAACAACAGAAAAGAGACCAUCAACGGGCAAAGGUCAUGCAACAGGAAAGAUACCAGGGAAGAGCAAAGGUUCUGCAACAGGACCAUGGCAAGGCAAAGGUUCUGCAACAGGACCAUGGCAAGGCAAAGGUUCUGCAACAGGACCAGGGCAAGGCAAAGGUUCUGCAACAGGACAGAGACGAGGGCAGAGCAAAGGUUCUGCAACAGGGCCAGGGCAAGGCAAAGGUUCUGCAACAGGACCAGGGCAAGGCAAAGGUUCUGCAACAGGACCAGGGCAAGGCAAAGGUUCUGCAACAGGACAGAGACGAGGGCAGAGCAAAGGUUCUGUAAAAGGAGAGAGACGAGGGCAGAGCAAAGGUUCUGUAACAGGAGAGAGACCAGGGCAGGGCAAAGGUUCUGUAACAGGAGAGAGACGAGGGCAGAGCAAAGGUUCUGCAAGAGGAAAGAGACGAGGGCAGGGCAAAGGUUCUGCAACAGGAAAGAGACGAGGGCAGGGCAAAGGUUCUGUAAAAGGAGAGAGACGAGGGCAGAGCAAAGGUUCUGUAACAGGAGAGAGACCAGGGCAGGGCAAAGGUUCUGUAACAGGAGAGAGACGAGGGCAGAGCAAAGGUUCUGCAAGAGGAAAGAGACCAGGGCAGAGCAAAGCUUCUGUAACAGGAAAGACACCAUCAACGGACAAAGGUCCUGUAACAGGAAAGGGGCCACCAAAGAGUAAACGUCCUGCAACAGGAAAGACAGCAUCAAAGGCGAACUUCCUGCAACAAGAACUAGACGAGGUUGGAUGGCAGCUGGAUUUAAACGACGCCAGCCACAGGAACAAAAGCGUCAACCAAAAGGAGUGCGGACGUUACAAACCUGUACGCUGUGACGUUUAUGUCCAUCAACAACAAAGUGACAGUCUAUCUGAAGCCCACACUGUCGGUCUAAUCAGUCAGAGCACUCUUCUAUACACUGAGAGAGAAACUAAAAUACCCUUAAAACAAUCUGUUAAAGGUGUAAGGGUUUAACUCACUGGACAAUUAUUACAUAUUGAAUGAGACCUGUACAAUUUCAUUCAUGAAUAAAUUCUGAUUCCUGCA
Molecule: messenger RNA, 1299 nt
Organism: Haliotis rubra (blacklip abalone)
Lineage: Eukaryota; Metazoa; Mollusca; Gastropoda; Lepetellida; Haliotidae
Product: hyphally regulated cell wall protein 1-like
Exons: 4
Coding region: 1-1227 (408 amino acids)
Source: RefSeq, a predicted model, not a curated record